AGAGCUGCGGCCGGCUGGGCUGGCGUUCGGGCCAAGCCCAGCGCCCAGGGAGCUCCUGGCCGUUAAACCGCAGGUGUACCAGCGAGAAGUCGGACGUCGGACGGCUGCAGAACUAGUGCUGCCACAAUGCCUCCCACACAAGCAGAGAGUGUCAUAAAGAAUAUCAUACGAGAAAUAGGACAAGAAUGUGCAGCCCACGGAGAGAUCACUUCUGAAACGGUGGUUGCUUUUAUGGUGAAAGCUGUCGUCCUAGAUCCCAGCAAUGGCUUUAACAUGGAUAGGACCCUCAUCAAGUCUGACGUGCAGAAACUUGUUAAGCUUUGUGUGGCACGGCUAUUGGACAACAAAAAUCCAUCCUUGGACACCAUUAAAAUGCAGGUCUACUUCGACAUGAAUUACACCAGUCGAGAGGACUUUCUUGAAGAACAUCACCGGGUCCUAGAGUCCAGGUUAGGCAUUGUUAGCAGAGAAAUCACGGACACCAGAGCAUGCGCUAAAGAAGAGCUGGAAAAUCUCUACAGAAAGAUCGUCAGCUACGUGUUACUGCGGUCUGGGCUUGGAUCCCCCACAGACAUCAGGAUUGUCAGAGAGGCAACAGCUGCUCUUCAGAGUGUUUUCCCUCAGGCCGAGCUCUGCACAUUUCUGACUCUUAGUAAGAAGGACAAAGAACGCCAGUUGAAAGAGCUCACCAUGAUCGUGACUGGAAUUCGGCUAUUUAACAGAGACUGUGGGAAAGGCGGAGAAGGCAUUGAUGACUUGCCAGCCAUUCUCCUGGAAGCAAUCCCGGCCACCACACACCAUAUCGACUCCCAGCUUCAGAUUGCCCAAGAACAGGCGUUCCGCUACACGGCCAUUAUUGAGAAGGUAACGAACAACCCGCUCAGGGCCAAAGAACUUCAGCCGUACAUGUUAAAGGAAGCGCUGUAUAACGUUCGACAGUACGAGAUCUUCCUGCAGACUGUCCUGUCAGAUAUAAUCACCUGUGCUGAGGAAGUGGAGCUGAUGACAAAACAGUUGGCAGCUCAGCUGGAGCAGCUGAAAAUGACGGUCAAAUCCAAGACGGCGGUCCCAACGUCACAAGUCUUCCCCAUCUUCAUUGCGCUGGCCAGCCUGUGGACGAGCUUCCAGGAUGAGACGGUUCUUAUCAGCGUCCUCAGCAACCUGACCACCAACCUGGAGCUCUUCCUGGGCACCCAUGACCUCCUCUUUCCCGAGAAAGUGAUGCAAGGCCUUCUCGAUGGCGUCAUCGUGAAAACCGAUAUGACUCGGAUAGAGGAGCACUUAGAAGAAAAAGUGCAUUUGGCAGAUUUCAGAGUACUGGAGUGGCUUUUUCCAGAGACAACAGCCAAUUUUAACAAACUGUUAAUUCAGUACCGUGGAUUUUGCGGUUACACAUUUGCUGUAACUGAUGGCCUUCUCCUCCCAGGAAAUCCAACGAUUGGAAUUUUGAAAUAUAAAGAAAAAUAUUACACUUUCAACAGCAGAGAUGCCGCAUAUUCGUUCGCAGAAAAUCCAGACCAUUACAUUAAUUUGAUCAAAGAGAAAGCCAAGAAGAAUGCAGAGUUAAUUCAGCUACUAGAGCUUCAUCAGCAGUUUGAAACUCUCAUACCGUAUUCUCAGGUAAACAUGGGGACCCUUGAAAACACCUGGACCCUUCGGAAUGUUGUCGUCACACUGGUUGGUGGAGGUGUCAGCUUUACCACCUGUAGAAGUUUUAAGCGACUUGAGAUGCCCAGUUUCUCCCUCACAAUGCUCGGUGUAUCUGCAGGGAAGAUUUUGCUUGCUGUUCCCUCUGAGAAGGAGGUUGGAAACAAAACAAUGAAGAGAAGAUUUUACACUCCCGAAGAGGAGGCUGGUGGCAAAACCAGAGGAAUGAGGGAGCUACAUGGGGCAGAACCAAGUCUCAAGCAGCAGCUGAAAGUAAAAUAA
Molecule: messenger RNA, 1929 nt
Organism: Rattus rattus (black rat)
Lineage: Eukaryota; Metazoa; Chordata; Mammalia; Rodentia; Muridae
Gene: Cfap206
Product: cilia and flagella associated protein 206
Exons: 13
Coding region: 127-1929 (600 amino acids)
Biological process (GO): sperm axoneme assembly; regulation of cilium beat frequency; regulation of flagellated sperm motility
Cellular component (GO): axoneme; ciliary basal body
Source: RefSeq, a predicted model, not a curated record